Magnolia sinica is the source of this 618-nucleotide messenger RNA. RefSeq lists its product as uncharacterized. The coding region runs from base 1 to 618 and encodes 205 amino acids. The record is from RefSeq and is a predicted model, not a curated record. NCBI's taxonomy places the organism in Eukaryota, Viridiplantae, Streptophyta, Magnoliopsida, Magnoliales, Magnoliaceae. The transcript is spliced from 2 exons.
AUGGGGAUAGACAAGUCGCGCCUCCGACCCGUGAAGACUCCGCUGCACGGAUUUGCCGGAGAUAAGGUGAUCUCCGAGGGCGCUAUUUCCCUCCCAUUUACAACGAGAGAAGGGCAGAAUCAAGUGACUCUUCUAAUGGACUUCCUGGUGGUGAAUGUACCAUCAGCACACAAUGUCAUCAUGGGCUGGUCGUCCCUUAAUGCCAUGAGGGCGUUCGUAUCUACGUAUCAUCUAAUGAUGAAGUUCCCUGCCGAUGGAGGGGUCGAAUAUGUCCGAGGAGACCAGCAGGACUCGUCCACUGAAGAUCUUGUGACUGUCCCGCUCAAGGAUGCCGAUCCGAGCAGAACAAUUCAGCUUAGGUCAUCGCUGAAUUCUGAGCAGCGAGCUCAGAUGCUGACAUUCCUUCAACAUCACAAGGACGUCUUUGCAUGGUCGCACCAAAACAUGUCGGGUAUUCCUCCAGAGAUCAUGGUUCACAAGUUGAAUGUGGAUCCAAAGCGGAAACCAGUGAAGCAGAAGAGGAAGGCGUUCGAGCCCGAAAAGUAUGCAGCCAUAGCCAACGAGGCAUCGAAGCUCCUUAGUGUUGGUUUCAUUGAGGAAAUCCACUACCUAAACUAG